This is a messenger RNA of Alosa sapidissima (American shad), 1924 nucleotides long. RefSeq names its product solute carrier family 17 member 9a (gene slc17a9a). The coding region runs from base 60 to 1388 and encodes 442 amino acids. The record is from RefSeq and is a predicted model, not a curated record. The transcript is spliced from 13 exons. Gene Ontology annotation, biological process: transmembrane transport. Gene Ontology annotation, molecular function: transmembrane transporter activity. Lineage: Eukaryota; Metazoa; Chordata; Actinopteri; Clupeiformes; Clupeidae.
UUGAACGUGCACGAGACCAGUCAACGCUUCCCUCUGUGUAGUGGGGCAGCAGCAAUGCCAUGCUGUCUUCAGAAGAGACUCAGAAGAAUAAUAUCAUUCUAGAUCUCAAUGUAAGGAGUGAAGGAACCAAAACUCAACCAUGGCCAAGAUCACUGGCUCAAACAUGGACCAUAAUGCUUCUUCUCGUCACCUGUUUGCUGUACUGUGCCAGGAUGGCCAUGCCAGUGUGUGCGGUCGCCAUGGCCACAGAGUUCGGGUGGAGCAAGACAGAGAUCGGUGUAGUGAUGAGUGGCUUCUUCUGGGGCUAUUGCUUCACUCAGAUUGUUGGAGGUCACGUCAGUGACAGGAUUGGUGGAGAGAGAGUUCUGUUGAUGUCUACCAUAGCUUGGGCGUCGAUUGCAACUCUUACACCAGUUUUAACGCACUUGAAUGUCAGCCCCCUGAUCACCAUGACAACGGCCAGAUUCCUCAUGGGACUUUUUCAAGGUGUGCACUACCCAUGUCUGACCAGUGUGUGUGCUCAGCGAGUGGAGGAUGGAGAGAGAGGCUUUGUGAUGAGUAUUAUUGGCUGUGGUUGCCACCUGGGGGUGCUGUCUGUAGGUGGAGUAGGUUCUGUGAUUCUGGAAUGGUAUAGCUGGGAGCCUGUGUUCACCAUAGUUGGGUUCCUCUCCGCCAUGUGGGCUUUCAGUGUGUGGAAGUACCUUUUGAAAGCACCUGCCAGAAUGCCAGAAGUUCCAGAAAUGUCAUCUAACCAUGGGCACCAACUGAGCCCACAGGAAUCGGCAUCUUUUUGGCUGAAACUCUGCAUGGAGCCUGCUGUGCUGUCCAUGGUUUUUGCACAUCUGUGCUUCAGUAGUAGCUAUUACACGCUUAUAUCCUGGCUCCCAACCUUUUUCAAAGAAACAUACCCUCAUGCUAAGGGCUGUGUGUUUAACGUGGUUCCCUGGUUUGUUGCCAUGGUCUCAUCUCUGAUUGGAGGCAGUUUGUCCAGUUACCUCAUCAAAAUGGGAUACAAAACAGUUAAUGUCAGGAAGAUGAUGCAGUUUUGUUCCAUGGGGCUGAGCGGCAUGUUUCUGCUGAUGUUAUGCAGAAACCCCUCCUUCACCUUAGCUGUUGCCCUGGUCUCUGCAGCCGUUGGCCUGGGAACAUUCAACAGCAGUGGUGUGACUGUGAACGUGCACGACCUGGCCCCAUCCUGUGCCGGAGCUCUGUUUGGUAUUAUGAACACCUGUGGUGCUUUCUCAGGUCUCCUGCUGGUCUACUUCUCUGGAUACCUCAUAGAACUCACACAGUCCUGGGCCAGUGUGUUUUUCCUUCUGACUCUGGUGAAUGCGAUGGGUCUCAUAAUGUUCCUGCUGCUUGGAGAGGCGCGCCGCUUGGACUUAUAGGACUGUAACAUGUCACUAUGGACUACUAUGGCUUACAGACACUUACAGAGGAAAUACUGCCAGGCUAGUAUCUAACAUGAAGGUUAUGACAUGGUAAAAAAAGAAAAAAGCAUGAAAUGUUUUCAUAUACAUAUUUUUUUUAAAAAAGAGGGAUUUUUUAAAGUGCAGAUGUAUUAUUGAAAAACAUAUUUAUUGUUAACAGACUACGCAAAUGUAGUCCGGAAUCAUUUGUGCUGUUAUGGACAUCAGUGUUCAAUGCUGUUCUACAUAUCUUACAAAUCCAGCUUGCAGCGCAAUAACUGGUUUUAGCCUGCGAAAAUGCAGGUCUGUCAUAUCCCGCUUUUGUCAGAUGAGGGCAGUAAGGUCUCCAUUUGCAUAUGCAGUGCAUGCAGAUGCAUAUGGGGCAUAUCACACAGGGUUUAUAGGCAUAGACAACUUAUGUGGUAUAUUUAGGUAGUUGCGUGGGCACCGUCCUAGUGAAGGAACAGAUUGAGCACCUCCACAUUGUGGUACCCUCAAAUGUAUUCAACAUGUAU